AUGCCGAACUAUUCCUCCAUCUCGGAUGCGCAACCUGGCGCACCCGCUCCCUCAUCAUCGCCCGACAUGACCAGAGCGCGACGAGUUCGGAACCACCAGAAAGACGCACACAUUGGAUCAGCUACGAUGAUUAGCUGCAUCGUCAACCUACUGAACACCAUCAUCGGCGCCGGCACGCUGGCCAUGCCAUCGGCUAUGUCUCAUUUCGGCAUCUUGCUCGGUGUCGUCGUCAUUCUAUGGUCCGGCUUCACAUCAGCCUUCGGCCUGUAUCUACAGUCUCGAUGUUCACGAUAUCUGGACCGUGGCUCGGCUUCAUUCUUCGCGCUCUCUCAGUUGACAUAUCCCAAUGCUGCGGUCAUCUUUGAUGCCGCGAUAGCAAUCAAGUGUUUUGGCGUCGGCAUCUCAUACAUGAUCAUCAUUGGCGAUCUGAUGCCGGGCGUGGCCGAAGGAUUCAGCAGUCGGGCGGUCGAGGUGGCGUUCCUCAUGAACCGCAAUUUUUGGAUUACGGCUUUCAUGCUCAUCAUCAUUCCUUUAUGCUUCCUGCGUCGACUGGACUCGCUGAAGUACACCAGCGUGGUAGCCUUGAUCGCCAUCGGAUACCUCAUCAUACUCGUUGUCUACCAUUUCGCAACUGACCCCCUGGCCCCACGAGAGAAAGUCAGGAUCAUCUCAUGGGGAGGCCCCGUAGAGGCUUUGAGUAGUCUUCCCGUUGUGGUGUUCGCGUACACUUGCCACCAGAACAUGUUUUCGAUUCUGAAUGAACUCGAUCAAAAUACGCCCGCAAGAAUCAUGGGCGUCAUUUCAUCAAGCAUCGGCUCCGCCGCUGGAGUGUAUUGCCUUGUAGCAGUUACCGGAUAUCUGACCUUUGGGAACGAUGUCGCGUCUAAUAUCGUAGGACAAUACCCGGCUUCCAUUGCCUCCACGAUUGCGAAGGCCGCCAUUGUAGUCCUCGUCACAUUCUCUGUCCCCUUGCAGGUGCACCCUUGCCGCGCGUCCGUUGACGCAGUUCUGAGAUGGAGGCCAAGUGCAGUAUCUGGCGCUGCUAACCGAUCAAACUCGCCGGGCCGUGGGCCCUUGUUACCCGCCGCUGGGCGCUCUGAUCAUGGGUCUGGUGCUGCCAUGUCAGAACUGCGCUUCGCACUUCUGAGUACUGCCAUUUUGGUCUUGAGCUACACCGUCGCUCUGUCCGUUACCUCACUAGAACGCGUGCUUGCCUACGUUGGUGCGACUGGCAGUACCAGCAUCAGCUUCAUCCUACCGGGGCUGUUCUACUACAAGAUUUCAGAUCCCGAUUCAAUCCAUCACCAACGACUUGCCAAGGACGAGGACGACCCGGUCUCCCCAGCCGAGUCAGACGUCGAGGACGACGAUCAGGCUGAUGAUGGAGUUCUAGGGGCCAGCGUUGACAGCCUCCGCAGCAACGGCAGCGCAGCUCACCGUGGCCGCUCAGCCAGAUCUCCAUGGCACUGGCGGACAAAGUGGAGAUGGGAUAUGGAUCACAUCGAUCCUAUUUUCCUUAGGAGGGCCGCUGCCGCUCUGGCGACAUACGGCUUCUGCGUGAUGGCUGUAUGCCUGGGUAUGAACUUGUUCGGCAGCAUAUCAGCUCACUGA
This is a messenger RNA of Microdochium trichocladiopsis, 1611 nucleotides long. RefSeq names its product transmembrane amino acid transporter protein-domain-containing protein. Lineage: Eukaryota; Fungi; Ascomycota; Sordariomycetes; Xylariales; Microdochiaceae. The coding region runs from base 1 to 1611 and encodes 536 amino acids. Gene Ontology annotation, cellular component: fungal-type vacuole membrane. The transcript has 4 exons. The record is from RefSeq and is a predicted model, not a curated record. Gene Ontology annotation, molecular function: L-serine transmembrane transporter activity; L-tyrosine transmembrane transporter activity; L-lysine transmembrane transporter activity. Gene Ontology annotation, biological process: amino acid transmembrane transport.